CUCCAGCAGUCCCUGGUCUGGAAUCCAGGCAGCUGCACAGAGCCCUCUCUUCCUUAUAAGUACCCUGCGUAAACCUGAAUAACCCUGACCAGACCACUCCACAAUCGUUCAACCAACUGAUUCAUUCAAUUCACACAUUCGUUCAUUCUAUACCUACCUAUCUUAGAGUCCAAUCAUCAUUCCACAAGACAACAAUCGAGACUCCCAUUCUUUCAUUCGAGAAAAAUGUCCCUCACAACCACCGCCACCACGACCGCGGCCUCCGCCACCUCGACCUGCCACCAGCAGCUCUACGAGAUCCCCAUCAAGGACGCCGCCUGCGCCAUGCCCAGCACCGGCAACAACUCCGCCAUCAUGAGCAGCUGCUGCGGCGCCGCCGACGUCGUCUCCUACAGCAGCUGCGACUACUACUGUCUCGCCCAGGGCCAGACCGUCCACACCCUGGCCGAGUGCCUCAUUAAGGCCUCCGAGGCCGGCGAGGUCUGGUGCAACACCGGCGCCAAUGCGACCGCCACGGGCACCGUCCCCGCCACUGGGGCCGGUACCAUCGUGGCGACGGCGUCGGCGACGUCGUCUUCCUCCACCAAGAAGGGCAAGAGCUCCGGAACCGCGACGGGGUCGAGUGCGUCGAGCAGCUCGACUAGUGGGGGGAAUGUGGCUGUUGGUGUGAGUAAGAAGGCUGUGGGCGUGAUUGCGCUGUUGGUUGCUGGGGUUGUUGGGGGUGGAUUGUUGUAAGGGGAGAGUGGCUUGGGUAGAUGGGUGGUGUAUUUUUUGGAGAUGGGGGAGGGGUUGAUUUGAUGAUGAGGAUGGGGUGGAGGAUACCAGGCAGAUUGGGAAUGAUGGUAUUGUCUUUUGUGUUGUUGUAUUGUAUACUGUUAUAGCCGGAUGGUGCGUGAUCAAUCAAUGGGUCGAGAGCUUGUUAGUGUACAGCUUGUUGGUUGCUCAUUGCAGCUCUGACUUCCUUGAUAUUUCUUUCAAGAUUGUGAACUAUUUACCUUCAUCUUCUUGCACAUGCAUUAAAUAAUGGCAGUUGCAAACAGCCAAC
Molecule: messenger RNA, 1045 nt
Organism: Aspergillus fijiensis CBS 313.89
Lineage: Eukaryota; Fungi; Ascomycota; Eurotiomycetes; Eurotiales; Aspergillaceae
Exons: 1
Coding region: 226-735 (169 amino acids)
Source: RefSeq, a predicted model, not a curated record